This is a messenger RNA of Trichechus manatus latirostris (Florida manatee), 3244 nucleotides long. It is a transcript of the gene ANKZF1, whose product is annotated as ankyrin repeat and zinc finger peptidyl tRNA hydrolase 1. Gene Ontology annotation, molecular function: protein binding; nucleic acid binding; zinc ion binding. The record is from RefSeq and is a predicted model, not a curated record. Lineage: Eukaryota; Metazoa; Chordata; Mammalia; Sirenia; Trichechidae. The transcript has 12 exons. Bases 591 to 2720 code for a protein of 709 amino acids.
CCAUGUCGCCCGCUUCAGCUGCAGCCCCGGCUCCUACGUCGAUCUCCCUGUUUGACCUCAACGCGGAUGCUCUGGUCCUUCAGGGCCUGAGCUUGGUGAGCCACGCUCCCACGGAAGCUCUGGCCCAGGCCCUGCACUGUCCAGGUAUCCGGGAAGGUUUGGGGUGGACCCACGAGGAAAGUGACGGGACUGUUUGGAGCUUGUCCUUAUAGGUAUUCCCCAGCUCAGGAGCCCACACUGACUUCUCUUUCUGCUGGAUAAAAUUGAUCUCUUCAGUUGAUCUCAGGGUAGUUUCCACCACAGGCCCGUGAAUUGUCUCCAAACAAGUCUCUUGCCUUUGCCUGUGGUUCCUCUCAUUAACACCGAUACCUUCAAAAAUUAUUUAUGUAUUUGGUUUUACACAAUUUUAGUUGGUUUCUGGUUAUGUGUUUUCUUGCACGUCUCUUUAAACUACGUGCUGUAAUUGGAAAUGUAAACUAAAAAACUGGCAUUUGGGAUGUGGUUUUUGCAGUGAAAAAGAAUUUUAACCAUACCAAAAGGUAUUUUCUGCAGGAUUCCUCUAAACUAUCUCUUUGGUUCAUUUAAAUUCAAUGUUUGAUUUGUAUUCAUUUUACAUAUAUCUUUUCAGGAGUAUAUUGUAUAAGGUGAUUGCUAUUCCACUUGUUUCACGAUUGCUGGAUUAUAAAUUCCUUGAAGAUAAGGACAUGCCAUCUCUUUCUUUUGUGUUCUCCUCUGCUUUGUACUGUGGAUUUGGACUCCUUUUCUACCUCCAGUUAUCCUCCCCAUAUUUAGGUUCAGGUGAGAGAGCGAGCCCAGAAAGAAAACUACUCAAGUGUCCUCCGGAUAUUUCAGAGAAGUUAUAUUGUUCAACCUGUGAUCGCACCUUCCAGAACCACCAAGAGCAGAGAGAACAUUAUAAGCUUGACUGGCAUCGGUUUAACUUAAAGCAACGUCUUAAGGAGAAGCCCCUCCUGUCUGCCCUGGACUUUGAAAAGCAGAGCUCCACAGGAGAUCUUUCCAGCAUCUCAGGAUCAGAAGACUCAGACUCAGCCAGUGAGGAGGACUUGCAGAUAGUGGAUGAGAAGGCUGAAUUCGAGAAGCCUAACCAACAACGAGGCUUCCACUCCCAUCAAGUUCUUUUCCAAAAUGCCCAGGGCCAGUUCCUCUCUGCCUACCGCUGUAUCCUAGGCCCUCGCCAGGUGCCCCCAGAAGAGGCAGGACUGCUGCUACAGAACCUGCAAAGUGGAGGUCCCGGAUACUGUGUGGUGCUUAUGGCUACAGCUGGGCACUUUGCUGGUGCCGUUUUCCAAGGAAGAGAAGUGGUGGCACACAAAACCUUUCACCGCUACACUGUGCGGGCCAAGCGGGGCACAGCCCAGGGGCUUCGGGAUGCCCGGGGUCGGGCUCCUCACUCUGCCGGGGCCAACUUGAGGCGCUAUAAUGAAGCUACACUAUAUAAGGAGGUUCGUGACCUGCUGGCCAGGCCAGGCUGGGCUGAGGCGCUUAGGGAGGCUGGGACCAUUCUGCUGCGUGCCCCCCGCUCUGGCCGAUCCUUGUUCUUUGGAGGCUGUGGGGCACCCCUGCAACGGGGGGAUCCCCGACUUUGGGAUAUCCCCCUCGCCACCCGUAGACCCACCUUCCGAGAGCUGCAGUGUGUGCUCCAUAAGCUGACCACUUUGCAUGUCCAUGGAGAGGACCCCCGGGAGACAGUCAGAUCAGACUCACCUCAAACACACUGGAAGACAGUGAAAGAGGAGAGGAAGGAGGCUAUUGAGGAAGAAAGAAGAAAGGUCCCCAGCAAUGAAAAUGAGGCACUUGGGAAGAAUGCAGAGUCUCCCAAACAGGGGUUGGAGGGAGAGGACACCUUCCAGGUGGAGUUGGAGCUAGUGGAGAUGACACUGGGGACUCUGGAUCUUCGUGAGUUUGAGGUAUUGCCCAAGCAGAGCAGGAAGAAAAGGAAUAAGAAGGAGAGAAGUCGGAACUUGGAGGCUGGGGCACAUAGGACUCUCCCCCAGCAACCUCAAGAAGAUGAGGCCCUCACAGAGUCAGCCCUGGCAGAUACAACCCCCUUGGGGCCUUUGCUGGAUGAGGCCAAGGCCCCUGGUCAUCCAGAGCUCUGGGAUGUGCUUCUAGCUGCUUGCCGAGCUGGAAAUACUGGGAUGCUGAAGCUCCAGCUAGCUGCCAGCCUCACAGACCCUGGAGUUACGUCUCUGCUCAGUGCCCCCUUGGGCUCUGGUGGCUUUACACUCCUACAUGCAGCAGCCGCAGCUGGGAGAGGUUCAGUGGUUCGCCUGCUGUUGGAGGCAGGUGCCGACCCCACUGUGCAGGACUCCCGGGCCCAGCCACCAUAUACGGUUGCAGCUGACAAAUCAACACGUAAUGAGUUCCGAAGGUUCAUGGAGAAGAAUCCCGACGCCUAUGAUUACAACAAGGCUCAGGUGCCAGGGCCACUGACACCAGAGAUGGAGGCACGGCAGGCCACACGGAAGAGGCAGCAGAAGGCAGCCCAUCGGCUCCGGGAGGAACAGCAGCGGAAGCAACGGGAACAGGAGAAGCAGGAGCAAGAACAGCAGCAGAGAUUUGCUGCCCUUAGCGACCGAGAGAAGAGAGCUCUUGCUGCAGAGCGCCGACUAGCUGCCCAGUUGGGAGCCCCUACCUCUCAGAUCCCUGACCCUGUGAUCAUCAAUGUCCGCGUAUCCCUGGACCCCCUGCAAAUGUGAGCAGACAGGUGGAAAAAGAUAGCUAUGGGAACUUAAAGCUAAAGCAUGCUGCGGAGGGAAGUCAGCCUGGAAUCAGGCUCUCACCCCAUUCACCAUCACGUAGGCACGGUCGUGGAGUCCAUUGUUUGGCACCCAGAACGAUGUUGGCUCUGUGAAGGUAUUGACCAGAUGGGUCCGGUACAACAUAAAGCCAUGGUCCUGGGUAUGGAAAAACAAGUACUUAAGAUGAACUGAGAGAUAAGAAAAGAUAUUGUGGGGAAGAAGGGUAGCUGGAGGGAACCUUUGGCUAUGGCUGUUGGGGAAGGUUUCCAAACCUAUCAGGUGUGAGUUUAUGCCUUACCUGCUUGACAGCCUCAAAGGUCAUUGGCAAGAUUGAACGGAUGGGCCCUUGGGGGCACAGGAAGUCUAGGAAUGCCAGCAAACUCCCAUCCUAUUAGAAUAUAGGGAAAGGGUCAGAAUAGGAGGGAAGUAUCAGGAUAGAGGGACAGGACAGGAUGAAAUGUUAAGAGAAUAAAGGAGAAAUA